Papaver somniferum (opium poppy) is the source of this 2397-nucleotide messenger RNA. RefSeq lists its product as uncharacterized. The transcript has 10 exons. The record is from RefSeq and is a predicted model, not a curated record. NCBI's taxonomy places the organism in Eukaryota, Viridiplantae, Streptophyta, Magnoliopsida, Ranunculales, Papaveraceae. The coding region runs from base 1513 to 2136 and encodes 207 amino acids.
GGUGGCAUACUAGAGAAGCUGAGAAAUUUAUUAGCUGAGUUGUAGGGAGCAUCCGGAUACGGUUUUUGGGGCAGUGCUACCAUUGGUUCUCUAAGUAUCAAAAUAUCUCAUUUCAUUACAACUUUGACAAUAAACGUGGAAAUCAAAUCAGUGAUAAACUUUUUCGCAUCCCAGAUUAGAGAACAUCAGAAAAAUCAGUGACAAACUUUCUCAACUUUCACUUUAUUUGUUAAUCAGUCUCUUGAAUUUGAUUUUUACCGCACUUCAUGUCUCCUGAUGCCGAGACGAUUAUAAGAUCUGCCGUUCUUCAACUUUAUAACAAUCAAUCUACUGUUGCUCCUGCACUUGUUCGAUUACUCUUCCAUGAUUGCUUCAUUAUGGGAUGAAAUGCAUUUAUGCUGUUAAACUCGACGAAUGUGAAAUCGUUGAAGCUUUGUUUCAAAUGGAGGAUUUACUAAGAAGAAUUUUUCAUUCAGUAUUUCUGGGUUUUCUCGUCGAAUUGGUGAAGACUGGGACUAGAUAUUGAUUUCAGAUAAGUUCCACCAGCUAUAUCAUGUUUCUUUGUAAUUGCAUUUUAUCUGUUGAAUUGUUCGACAGUACUGGAUUUUUCAUGUAGAUAAGAGUUCGACUUUCGGCAUGAAAUACUUGGCCAAGGAUCUGGAUUUCUGCAACUCAUUUAUUACCCUAAGUGGUAGAUUUAUGCUCAUGGUGCUUUCUCCAAUUUUUCGAAAUCCCAAGUGUUCAGUAUGAGCUUUCCGGUUUCAGUUUCUCAAAUUGGUAGUCCUCCAUUACCGAUGAUUUUGUGAUUAUACUGCCAGUUAACUGAUGGUCUCUAAUGAUUUGGGGUUUCUGAGUUACAACGUGUUCACGAGGAAUUUGGUGGUUUUCUUCUUCUCUCAGCACGCACCAUGCCUUGAACUGGUGACCUUAUGGUUAUGGCUAUCAGCUAUACCACUUAAGGCACGGAGGCGUUGGUAGGAAUUUGAUGGUUUUGCUAAUUGCAAUUUCAAGUGUUUUUUGUUUUUUGGGGGACAGCAAUUCCAAAGUGUUGUUAUACUUCCCUAACUGCAGGAUUUCUACAUUUGCAAAAACUUUUUGAUAUUUGUUGUUUUAGUGUUCCGUUACUUGCCUUCCUCAUAUACUUGUUAUCCCAGCUAACACUGCUUACCCUCGCAUGAGUGCCUCAGCUGUUAACCAAGUCUUUGAGUACUGCUGGGUGUCUACAUGGUGCUACUGAAGCAAUUAGCAAGCUUACCAUUAUGGGUUUCCUAUAAUUUGUGUGGGUUCAGCGAUUAGGGGAUCGCAGAACACAUCUAGUCACACAUCUAGUCUGACGUGUCUCUAAGCCAGCUCAUCAUCACAUCCAGGUAAUUCCAGCCUGGAAAACCCUAAAGUCGUGACCGUAUUUUUACUACUUAUAUCAACUCUGUACUCCCCUUCAAUUCUUACUACCAAGUUAAGUAAAAGAAAGUAUACUAAAAGCGAAUUCAGACGAUACUGCAUUCUUUAAUAAUGGCGGAAGAAUACAGCAUUUCAAGAAACCAAGAAAUCAUAGAUCAAGUUGCUGAAUCUACUGGUGAAAUUAGGACUACAACCGUAUUAAACACAACAGCCGCUGAAACUGACAAUUCCUACAUUGACAAGAAGUUCAAGACUGCUAGGAUCUUCCAUUCCUACAUUCACAAUAAGGGUUACAAAACACAGACUGCAGCUAGGAAAUUGGAGAUAGUUAACUCCUUGGAGUCGUUAAUGGUGGAUUGGACCACAGAGAGAAAGAAUGAGUUUAAGCUUUUGUUCUUGGAAGACUCGAGUGAUGAAGAAAAAAGCUUGCUUAGUUCAAGUGAUGAUGAUGAUUUCAACUUUCAAGCUCCAGCUAUGCUAUCAAAUAAGGAUCAAGUUGCUGAAUCUAUUGGUGAACCUAGGACUACAACCGCGUUAAACACAACAGCCGCUGAAACUGACAAGUCAAGGAACCAGGAACAUACUUUCAAGACUGCUAGGAUCUUCCAAUCCUUCAUUGACAAGGGUCCUGCUACCAGAGUUCCCUAUGAGCCACAGGAGACCAUGAGAUCCACAUCCACGAGGGCGCCAAGGAAGGCACCGUGGGCGGGUGUUACAAGUUUGAAGAAGUUCUAGAGCAACCUCACUGCCUUGAAAAUGUGUCUAGAUCCUAUCGCAGGGGCCGUGCAAUAUGAGCUUUUAUUUUUCUGUAAAAAAAGUGAUAAUUCUACACUGCCUUGAAAUCUGUUUAAAUCGUAUCGUAGUGGGCAGGCGAUAUGCCGUUUUAUUUUUUUUGUACAAACAUUGUUACUGUUCAGAUUUAUCCGUAAGUUGUUGUCUUCUGAAGUAUUCUGGAUAAGGAGUUAACUCAAUCACAUAAAACUACUCAAUCCCUAA